This is a messenger RNA of Danaus plexippus (monarch butterfly), 1468 nucleotides long. RefSeq names its product sister chromatid cohesion protein DCC1. The transcript is spliced from 5 exons. Gene Ontology annotation, biological process: maintenance of mitotic sister chromatid cohesion; mitotic sister chromatid cohesion. NCBI's taxonomy places the organism in Eukaryota, Metazoa, Arthropoda, Insecta, Lepidoptera, Nymphalidae. Gene Ontology annotation, cellular component: Ctf18 RFC-like complex; chromatin; nucleus. The coding region runs from base 132 to 1412 and encodes 426 amino acids. The record is from RefSeq and is a predicted model, not a curated record.
AACGGAACGUAAUUGUUGGUUUCUUUGGAUUUGUUGCUUCUUUUCGUAUUUUAAUAAAACUAUUAAACUAACUACACUAAAUUUUAAUGUUAAUGUAACCUUGUUUUGUUGAACGUGACAUUGAAAUUAAAAUGGCAAACAGAGCAGAGAGAACUCCUGAUGAAGUAAGGAAAGUUAUAAAAACGGCAAAACUUCACGAGUCUGAAUUAACUGACAUCACUCAAGUAUUGAGAUUUGCGGAACAAAAUGUUCAUAAUUUAAAUUUAAAACUGAUGCUUCUAGAUGAUAAUUUACUCCAAGAAAUAGAAGCUGGAAACCAGUUAAUAUUUAAAGGUGAUGUUGAUGAAAAUGCUGUUUUGUGUACACAAAGCCGAACUUACGAUAUUAAGGAAGCUGAAACAUCUAACUCCCUCCAUCUCGUUCCUGACCUGCUGUUUGCGGCUUCAACCGGUUUGGACGACACUACAGCUAACAACUCCAUGGAGGGAGAUUCAGACUCGUCCUUCGACACGUCGAAUGCAAGUUUGAAUAAAUCAACAGAUUCAGACGACGGGAGGCCUCCAAGGAGUAUCGUGCACAAGGAUAUACUGAAUACAUUUUUUACGUAUUACGAAGUAAAGCCGUGCAAGCCGCGGCUGCUUAAGCUACAGAAACUACUAGAGGAAACUUCAUAUCGCGGCUUGGAACUAGAGUAUGAGGUGGACAAAACCAAGUUACUGACCUAUGAAGGUAUAUUUGAUGUCAUCCAAGCUUCUCGAGCCGAGUUAGAUGAGGAGUUGGUGAGGCUGCAAGCUUUGAAAAUAGGAGAGCACUAUCGAUUACUAGAUUUCGAUUACGAGUUUAGAAUUUUAUCAUACAUGCUGGACCUGAUAGAAGAGAAUUCAUGGCCAUUAAAUAAAAUAUCGAGAGAGGUCACUUUAGAUAGCUUGAAAGACUUAGUUCCUGCUUGUAUUUUGGAAGCCAUGUUUGGAUUUUAUACGAUGGAAUCAGUAGAAGAAGGAGGGACGCAAUACUAUCAGUACAAAGAAGACAAAGUUUGCCGAUUUCUGGCACGAGUCCUUUUGAAAAGCGCGGGGAAAUUUAAUUUAGUUGAAUUCAUGCAAGCGUGGCGGGAUUCCGUACCCGAAGGAAUGAUAACACAUAAAUCCAUGCUGGCCGGGAUAGCGAUAACGGACGAAUCCUCACAACCACCAGUUAUAUGGGGUUUCUCUGCGAGUGAUUUACCCGAGGACUUGAAUCAGCGCUUUAAGAUUCUGUUCCAAGCGAAACCCAAAUGGACCCUUUCCGAAAUAUCGCCGUAUAUCGAGUUAUAUGCCACGGAGAAAUUAAAUGUAAACGCCCUAUUAACCAAGUACGCACGCGCCUCAGCUCAAGAUGGCGUCAGAGUUUUUUCUGCUAAACAUAUGAAAUAAAUAUUAUUAGUAUUUCGUAAGGAUAUUUAAAUAAAAAAAAAGUUUUAUAAAUUAUA